AUGGCGCAGGAGCCAUGGCCGUGUUCUCAGCGCUUCAGUUACUCUUCCUCUUCCAGCUGCUCACGUCGUCUCUCGCUCAGCAAAGGCCAGGUCCUCGGGGUGCACCUGGAGUGCCAGGGCCGCCGGGACCCCCAGGGAAAGACGGCAUCGACGGUAAACCUGGCCCUGCUGGACUUCCUGGAAAGCCUGGCCCGAAGGGUAAAGCAGGUAAACCUGGGGGCCGCAGGGAGCCCGGGACUGCCUGGCCUCCCUGGUGUGGAUGGUUUGACCGGUCUGGACGGUCCAGCAGGCAAGGAUGGGCCGCCAGGAGCAGCAGGUGACCCAGGACCUCCCGGACCGGAUGGACCCCCUGGCAGAGGCAGACCAGGAGCUCUGGGUCUUGCUGGAGCUAAUGGACUUCCAGGUGGACCAGGACCUAAGGGUCCGCCGGGCCCCGAGGGUCUUCCAGGACUCCCUGGUCUUCCAGGCCCAGACGGACCUCCUGGACUCCCAGGAACUCUUCCUGAAGGCAAUGGAGAUCUGCUGUGUCCGGCCAUCUGUCCUCCGGGUCCUCCUGGACCCCCGGGAAUGCCUGGAUUCAAGGGUCACACAGGUCAUAAAGGGAGUAAGGGAGAGCUGGGGAAAGACGGAGAGAAGGGGGAUCAGGGGCCGCCGGGGCCGCCAGGAAUCCCAGGGACAGUGGGCUUACAGGGCUCUCGAGGGCUGAGAGGACUGCAGGGGCCGGUGGGAGCAGUAGGAGACAGAGGAUUGCCGGGCUUCAGAGGAAAACCUGGAAUUGCUGGCAUCAUUGGAAAAACUGGUGAUGCUGGUGAGAAAGGACCGCAAGGUUUCAAAGGGCCCAAAGGAGAGAUAGGGAAAAUAGGUCCCAAGGGACUCCCUGGAGGUGCAGGACCUAAAGGAGAACCGGGCAUCCCCGGCAGGGACGGGAAGGAUGGCACUCAAGGGCUGGACGGUGAAAAGGGAGAUGCUGGGAGACCUGGAGUACCUGGUGAAAAGGACCUAGGCCUGCCUGGUUUGCCAGGAAAAGCUGGUGCAAAAGGUGCCAAAGGAGGAGCUGGCAGUCCAGGAGAGAUGGGAGAAGCAGGGCCAUCUGGAGAGCCAGGUAUACCUGGGGAGAUGGGCGUCCCUGGAGAGAGAGGAGAGGCUGGACCCAGAGGUGUGACUGGCGGCAUUGGAAUAGCUGGAAACCCUGGACCACAAGGUGUUAAAGGAUUCCAGGGUGUUAAAGGGGCUAUAGGUGACCCAGGUCUGCCUGGUCCCACUGGAAUCAGAGGCGGCUUCGGUGAGCGGGGUCCAGUUGGAGCUGGAGGGCCUAAAGGAGACAUGGGAGUUGCUGGAAGUGAUGGUUUGCCGGGGGAGAACGGAGAGCCGGGUCCUUAUGGUCCCGUCGGACAGAAAGGAGAGUCCGGUAAGCGUGGUGAGCUGGGAGCCAAAGGAGUUGUAGGACCACAAGGAGAGACCGGAGCCAGAGGCGCACCUGGAAAACCAGGACCGAUGGGAUUCCAAGGAGAGCAAGGUUUUCCAGGGGUUGCUGGAAAGACUGGUGUUCCUGGCAAACUGGCUAGUGAGCAGCACAUCAGAGAACUGUGUAGCUCCAUGAUUGAUGAUCAGAUAGCUCAGCUCGCUGCUAACCUGAGAAGACCUCUGGCUCCUGGUGCUGUGGGACGGCCUGGACCACCCGGGCCUCCAGGAAAGCAAGGAGAAGUUGGAUCCAUCGGUCACCCUGGAGCCCUUGGCCCACCAGGUUAUAGAGGACUGCCAGGAGAUCUCGGUGAUCCUGGUCCUCGAGGGGACGUCGGCGAGCCAGGUGACAAGGGGCCUGUAGGAGACCAGAUAGAACCGCCCACUUAA
Molecule: messenger RNA, 1851 nt
Organism: Cyprinus carpio (common carp)
Lineage: Eukaryota; Metazoa; Chordata; Actinopteri; Cypriniformes; Cyprinidae
Gene: col9a3
Product: collagen alpha-3(IX) chain-like
Exons: 32
Coding region: 1-1851 (616 amino acids)
Source: RefSeq, a predicted model, not a curated record